AUGCAGGUGACGACCCAAGCGGCAGCCAAUGUGCUGCUGACGAGUGUCACGGUCUACUUCCCGCUCUUCCUCGUGCUUGUUUUGGUCUAUGAGUGGCUCCGGCCUCGCGUGCCGCACGUAUACGCACCAGAGAACGUCGCAGACUUUCCCCAGUCCAAGCAGCGCAAGUUCUUGGGCUGGGUGCCCUUUGUGUGGCGGAUCGACGAGUCCCACGUGGCUGAAAAGUGCGGUCUGGACGCGUGGGUCCUGCUGCGCUUCAUGCAAUUGGGACGAAAGGUGGCGCUGCUGUGUGUUUUGUGCUCCCUCGCCCUUUUUCCCAUGUACUUCUUCACAGCAGCAGUGCUUGAAGCACAGGAAGAAGAGAAGCACCACCACGACCACCGACUGAGUCACCUCCUGCCUGCACAUAACGGCGAGUCAAAUGCUUCAGUUGCAGCGAUCACGUCCCUGAUGAUGCUCAUGCUUGAUGCACAACUGGAGGUCGGCAGCAAUGCAUCAAAAGAUGUGUUGGCCGACGGCAAGUUGAAACUGGAUGUGGUGGACCGACUCACGAUUGCCAAUGUUGGCAAAGAUGACUGGAGACUCUACUUUACAGUCCUUGUUGCCUACAUUAUCAGCUGCUACGUCAUGCGACUGCUGCUGAACGAGUACACGGUAUACCGCAAACGUCGCCACGAGUUCCUCACGCGCAAGCAUCCACAGCAGUAUAGCGUCGUGAUCUCGGACCUCCCUCAGGCACAACGUCGUCCCCAGACGUUACAGGCGUAUUUGAAUUUCCUGUUUCCCGAUUCCGUUCACUCAGUGUACAUUGGUGUCGAGUGUGCAGCACUCGAGAAAGUGCUUGAAAAGCGCCGGACGAUCGUGUACCACCUGUAUGCUGCGAAUGUCCAACUAGCGAAGGCGAAAUCCAAGGCAAGUGACCAUGAUGUGAUCCAGCGACCGAAAAACUACAUUGGCCGUCGCUUCUUUGGACUCUGUGGUGGUGGCAAGAAAGUUGAUGCUGUCGAUUACUACACGGAGGAACUGCAGAAAGUGGAGGCUGAGAUGGUUCGUGUUCGAGACGACAUCCUUCGCUCUCAGUCGGCAGAAAAAGCCCAAGAUGUCACUAGUGGAAAGUCAUACGGCUCCAUGAGCGCAGCAGCGUCACGCGGAUUUUCUUCUCUGUCCGAACUGACCGAAAAGCUUCGUGCAACAAAGAGUUCGGUGUGGAGAGAUGAAACGUUGCCAUUGCUGCAUGUCAGCAUGCCGGUGCCCAAGCGUCCAAAUGUGAUGCGCAGCAGUGCAUUUGUAAGUUUUCGGAACAUUCGAUCUGCGCAAGCGGCGCAGCAACUUCUCCAGGUGGAGAACCCUCGUUGCAUGGUUGUUCUUCCUGCCCCUAACAUUUGUGACGUUCAGUGGGAAAACUUUGGUCUGCCGCACAAGCUCAAAGCAAGGUGGAAACUUGUCUCCAUGGGCGUCUCGCUCUGGAUUGGGUUGUUCUGGACAGUGCCAACGGCUUUCGUCGCAUCGAUGGCUAGCGUUGACGAGCUUCGCCACCUAUUCCCAUGGCUCGGUGGCUUUAUGGAGAAAAGCCCGUGGCUUCUCAUUGCUUUGCAGCAAACUGCACCGCUGGUGUAUUCAGCAAUGAAUGGUCUCGCAAACGUGAUUUUUCGGCUAUUGUCUACGCAGGAAGGUUACUUGUCGAUCUCGGAAGUGGAAGCUAGUCGCUUUACGAAACUGUGCUUCUUCCAAGCUUUCCAAAUGUUCUUCGUGUCGGCGCUCGCAGGAUCCAUCAUCACGGAAUUUAUGUUGUUCUUGGAUCAGCCGCGUGCGCUGUUUUUCUUCUUGGGCAACACGAUUGCGAACCAGUCCAUGAUGUUCAUCACCUUCAUCAUCACGCAAUUGUGCGUCAACACGCCCCUUUUCCUGCUGCGCGUGUCACCCUUGGCAAUCUCUGCGGCACACCGUGUCUUGGCUCCCUUGCAUGCCAAGUUACCUCAACCCCAAGAAUGGAUGGGCCUAUGCCCGAUCAAUUUUCGUACCGACCUCGAUGUGCCGAUGAAUCUGGCCCAGCAAUACCUCGUGUUCUUGUUUGUCGUGGUGUUUGCCCCCAUCGCACCACUCGUGGGCUACUUUGGCGCAAUGUUCUUCGUGGUGUCCGAGCUUUCAUACAGGCGGUGUUUGUUUUUCGUCAACAGCUCGCGCUGGGCAGCAAAUAAUUUGAUGGGUGUGUAUUGGCCACCGCUCUACUCAUUUGUCAUCGGUGCGCUCAUCAUCGGUCAAUGUACGCUGAUUGGACUGCUGUCCUUGAAGUCGGGUGGAUAUGGACCGAUCGGGCUGACCACCAUGCUUCCUUUCAUCACGCUUGCCUUCCAUUGGUAUGCAGUCGACCUGUCUCGUUUGAAUCGAGCUGCCGAAAGUCUGCCGCUUGACCAGUGCUGCGACAUCGAUGAGGAGCGGAAGGAUGAUCCCUUGGAUUUUCUGGAUGAUAUCUACCGCCAGCCAGCCAUGGUCGAAGCUUUUCGUCCGGCUUCGGUCCAGAGCUACGAAUUUAAGAGUGGCACGAGUGCUGCUGUUGAUGCCAUAUACGUGCAGGCGGAUACCGUGGAACCUCAAGUGGAACCGCUGGAGAAGCCUGUCAAGCCUCUUCGUCAGCAAGCCCGCUUAGCUGAGCUCAACAACGACAAGAAAGACGAGAACAACAGGUCUGAAUGA
Hyaloperonospora brassicae is the source of this 2694-nucleotide messenger RNA. The record is from the annotation of a GenBank genome assembly. Lineage: Eukaryota; Oomycota; Peronosporomycetes; Peronosporales; Peronosporaceae.